UUAGUGGAUAACGGCCAUUUCCCCGAGGAUGAAGAAGAAGAAGAUCAGUUUUGUGUUCCAGUUUGGAAGCGCAUCUUAAGACCCAAUGCUGUUUCUGCUAUUGUCUUGGAGCUCGUUUCUUCUGACAGACGUCGCUUCCUUAAACCUGACGGUGCUGCACACUAACGACAUUCACGCUCACUUUGUACAAACGAACCGUAGGGGGACUCGGUGCAGACCUGAGAACAAGGAGAAGUGUGUUGGCGGUGUAGCCCGCCAGCUCUAUGUGGUUCGCAAGUUUCGUGAGGAAUUAUCGAAUGUUUUAUAUCUGAACGCUGGCGACAACUACCAAGGGACAGCCUGGUAUUCCAUACUGAAAUACAAGCCCGUGGCAGAAGUUAUGGAAAUUCUUCGCCCGAAUGCGAUGACGUUGGGAGCACAUGAAUUCGACGAUGGACCUAAGGGGCUGGCUCCUUUCUUAAGCGCAAUGCGGGACAAAGUGCCGGUUGUCUGCUGCAAUGUCAAUUUUUCCCUCUCGCCCGAGCUGAAACAUCUUCAAGUGAGCAAAUCUGUCGUUUUGAAAGUUGCAAACACCGCAGUCGGUGUCAUCGGUGUUAUCACAGCCGAAACCAACCUCAUCAGUGAGCCAGCCCCCGUUUUCUUCGAGGAUGACUUUGAAUGUAUCCGCCAGGAGGCACGACGGCUUCGAAACACUGGAGUGAAGGUCCUCAUUGCCCUAACACAAGUUGGCUAUCAAGAGGAUCUAAGACUAGCUAGUAAUAUAUCGGAAAUCAGUCUCGUUGUUGGAGGCCAUUCGCACACCUUCCUCUAUACUGGAACGAAACACCCGGACGAGGACAUCCCUCAGGGGCCAUAUCCCACUGUUGUGAGCCGUACUGAUGGUACCAACGCACUAGUCGUCACGGCCUUCCGCUAUGGAAAAUAUCUGGGGCACAUCGAUCUCCUGUACGACGACAAGGGUGACCUUAAAAGCUGGUCGGGUGCUCCUAUUUUCCUCGAUGGUUCGAUCACUGAAGAUAAGCAGAUGUUGGAACUUUUACAAACCUAUCAAGGAAAUGUUACGGCAGCGAGCAAGGCUGUUAUAGGUUACUCUAAAGUCCUCCUGAUAGCUGACAACUACGUUUGCCAACUACAAGAGUGCAACCUGGGAAACUUCAUAGCUGACGCGCUAUUUAACUACUUUGCCGAGAAACCAUUACAGACUGGUGGUUCCUGGUCAAUGAUCAAUGGCUGCAUCUUAGACUCCGGAAACAUAAAGGGGUCUCUUCUACCGGAGAGUGACAUAUUGAGAGAGGACCUGCUAGAGACGAUACCGUUCGACAACACUCUAUUUAUAGCAACGCUCACUGGUCAACACUUGCGGAAAGUAUUCGAACACUCGGCAAGGAAAUAUCCUUUGAACGGAGAGAACCCGAGCAGCGCAUUUCUGCAAGUUUCAGGAAUACGAGUCACUUAUAACAUGACAAAACCAGCGGACCAACGUGUGCAUUCACUAGCCAUUUUGUGCACCAACUGUACCGUUCCACACUUUGAACUGGUCGAGGACAAUACCAUGUACAAUAUUGCUGUGCCCUCAUUCAUCGCCAAGGGCGGCUACGGCUACAACUUCACAGGCGCCACACUGGCAGACACUGGAACAGUUGUACUAGAAGCAGUAGAGAGAUAUUUCGCCAAGAUGUCGCCUGUGAAAGCCGGGAUAGAAAAGCGCAUCACCAUUCUGCGCGCCGCGAAGAUACGGCCUUAUAGGAGUGAUGCAGCGUCGCUCCAGAAACUACGUCUUCGUUCGGGCAUUACUUAUUUACUCCCCUGUUCAUCUACAUAGACACGCAUGCAUGAUGUUGAGAAGCCAAAUGAUCACCACAAGAAACAACCUAGAGAGUGGCUCUUGAGCAUUAGCGGUCUGUGGAGUCAUGGCUUUAGCAAGCGGAUUCCGAGUGAUGACAACGCUGCGUCCGACCACAAUGGGAACUACCGGAGACAUCUUCGUAAUGUAAGCUUCAAAUGCCUCUACUCCGCCGAUAUCUGUCGAACAAAU
Ornithodoros turicata is the source of this 2035-nucleotide messenger RNA. Its product is annotated as protein 5NUC-like. Gene Ontology annotation, cellular component: plasma membrane. Lineage: Eukaryota; Metazoa; Arthropoda; Arachnida; Ixodida; Argasidae. Bases 86 to 1822 code for a protein of 578 amino acids. The transcript has 10 exons. The record is from RefSeq and is a predicted model, not a curated record. Gene Ontology annotation, biological process: AMP catabolic process. Gene Ontology annotation, molecular function: nucleotide binding; 5'-nucleotidase activity; metal ion binding.